Asterias rubens (European starfish) is the source of this 6805-nucleotide messenger RNA. RefSeq lists its product as uncharacterized. The coding region runs from base 207 to 5696 and encodes 1829 amino acids. Gene Ontology annotation, biological process: negative regulation of transcription by RNA polymerase II. The record is from RefSeq and is a predicted model, not a curated record. NCBI's taxonomy places the organism in Eukaryota, Metazoa, Echinodermata, Asteroidea, Forcipulatida, Asteriidae. The transcript is spliced from 14 exons. Gene Ontology annotation, cellular component: nucleus. Gene Ontology annotation, molecular function: transcription corepressor activity; protein binding.
UUUACCUCCGAAGCGGGAAGCUGUUCACAGUUUUGACUAUCGUUGAUGUUUGUGCCAUCAGCUGCUUGCUGGUUCUUCUCUCAGACUCGUUUGUCGGUCAUCUUUUUUACUACAAAGAAAUAACAGCGUUGAAGACUGACGGGGAACUGCACGAUUAUAACGUCAAAGACAACCUCGACCCCAACGCACAUCCAGCCCCUGCAGAGAUGUUACACUAUCUAGGCGGACCUAGGUCCGAGGACGGCAGUUACGUCCAUGCGGAUCUUACCAAAGAGAGGCUUCGUCAGCUUGCCACAGCGAGGCUAGCCGAGCAGGGUCGACGGGUCAUGCAGGAGGCUAACUUUCUCUUCCAACAACAGGAGGCGGCAGCUGCAAUGCAACGUAAUGUUACUGCGACCGUUGCAUCCAAGCCUCUGUAUCCCAUCGCGGCGCCACAGAGAAUGAAGCUACCCAAACACCAAGUCCGAUUCCCGGACCCACGUUUGAAUCCAAACAAACAAUAUGAAGGACCAUUGAAUCUCGUAAAUCGUCCGGUACAAUCCGGACGUCCGUACGCCGCGAUCCGGCCCUCUCCAGAGGAGUGUGUGGUGGACCUCAGCAAACCUCUGGAUCUAUCGAUGAAGUCUAUUGAGAGACAGCAAUGUGUCGUGUCCAGGGGACCUCCUGUGAUGGACCCGAGGUUGAUAUCAAUGUCGAUGGCGAACGCGGGGGCGAUGGUUGGCAAAUCGCACGGUUUGUGUAGCAAUGGGCGUGGGGUGGCGUCAGCUGUGACGACAACACAAUCCGUGUACAGACCACCUCCGAUGAUGAGUUUUGGUAAACCUGGACGCCGUGGUAACCUUUUAUAUUCCACUCCAUCAAAUCAUCAUCAGCACCCACUUUUAGCGAAAGACAUGCCACAAAUAUCCCAGGGUCAACUACAUCCACUGGUAUCCACUACAGUUGAUCAGCACAUUCAGCCUUCACGAACUGCACUGAAAAGACCCGCACCUGUUCUUGCGCAUGCUGCUUCAGGCAUUCCAACAAAACGUACAGUUCAUGAGAAGAACUUGAACUUAUACAAGGAGUUUUCAAAAGUCACACCGUCUUCCAGUAUACCCAUGUCAGCAAACAUGCAGCAACAAUAUGAAGCAACAAGAGCUGCUUAUUUGGACUAUGAGCUCAAAAGGAGGAGCCAUGCAGCUUCUCUAAUCACCCAACAGAACAAGUCCUCUUCUUUGCGAAUCACGGAUGUACGACCCACUGCAAAAAAUGGUGUUCAUCCCAUACCGACCUCCGCAGCGUCGAGACCGCGUAGCAAAGCCAGAGAAGCACCCGUCUUUCAUCACAUACAUCAUCAUCUUCAUCACCAUCAUGUACCACAACCAGAUGAGGAGUUAUUACUCUCAGACUCUAACGGGGCUACUGCUGUCCAGGUACCUCCUGAAAUACCCUCUGGGGUACUAACCCAUGACAAUGUCCUCCCUAAGAACGGUAGACCUCUACCCGUACGGGAGAUCCAAAUUCACAGACUCGCAAACCAUGGGUUGUCAUCCCAUGACAUGAAAGCACAUGAUAUCGUUACUGAGCCUAAUCUAUCGGCAGCACAUAGAGAUCGCGUACACGGGGUCUUGAUUAAACACACAACAGGUACACCCACGGCAGCCGUCACGAGCCCGCAUCUCAAGCGUGCCCACUAUCGUACCCGAAGACGCUAUCGUGAGAUCAGCCCACCGACCCUCGUCUCCAUCGCAGGUAUACCUACCCUCUCUCGUGACGCCCCGAGUGUUGUGUCACCAACCCAACCUCACCAACCCAACCGUGCCGCCUCGCCGUUACGUCUCGUCGCGUCAUCGUUCGCUGCUGGAGCUAAGAUGAAUGAAAUCUUGAAACCACUUGACGAGCCUGAUCAUCAGCCGUCACAAGGUGUGAUUAAAAACACACAAAAGAAACUAUUAAUGAGUGACAGCUUAGCUCGACCAUUACGAGUGGACAUUCCAGAUGAUAGAGCUUUCGUUAGCCAUUUGGGUGGUGUGUACACUGGUCAAGCUAACCCAGUCCCACUUGUCCGUCAAGUUGCCAAUGUUGCAAAUAUCACAAAGUGUCUGACGAGUGAGGCCAGCUCGUCCCCGAAGAAAGCCAACUCGUCCGGAAACGAGUCGCCAACGAUGCCUGUUCUGACGCCACAGAGUGUUUAUUCACCAUGUCCACUCCCUCCAUCCUUCACUUCCGAAUCAGCUGCAACAAGCCAUCCUCAUAAAAACUCUACCACCGACCACACUUCGGCAUCGUCACCAGUAUUCUAUAAUGCUUUAACACUGCCUUUGUAUCCACUUAACAAAGACGCGUCAACAGAAGUAUCCCAGAAAAUAUCCAGACUCAAAAAUAAUUCUCCUCCGAAUCUGCAGGAAAAAAGCCCGGAACAGCAAGUGCCGGAUCAACGCGUUCCGGAUAACAUUGAUGCGGAUCAAGUUGACUCUGAUCCGGAUCGUAUUGCAGCGUACAGAGAAAGGAACCGCGUAAAUAGCGAACUCCAACGACAGAUUGACAAAUACCUUUUGGAUGCCACUUCUAAAGCCGAUCCGAACAAACCAAUGCAGAGACGGUAUAAUGAUAGGGGAAAUGGUCGUGAAUAUAGUAGAGAAACUCUUGAAGAUAUUGACAAGGGGAGGAAGGGACAUAUGCAUCAGUACAGCCUGAAAGCAAGUCUAGACAAACUCAAGUCAAAACAACCAAAGAAGGACAAACACCUGAGCCAUGCACCCCAUGACUCAGACGACAGAAAUAUCUUUGCACAGUUCAUGUUACAACGACAGUGGUAUGGGAAUAAAACCAAGGCAAAAAUAGCAGAACAUCAACACUGUGACGUCAUUGAUCUUACAACCUCGCCAUCUUUGUCACCCGCUCCUGAUAUACUAAAAAGCAAUACGGGUAUAAAUGGUGUCAGUGGUGGGAUACCUGAACAACUCUCAGAGACACCGCCCCCAGCAUUCAGAGGUCAAACUACACAAGAAUCCAUGCUGCAACAGGCUAUACUGGAGGGCAAAUCUGUUUCUGUGAGUGAUGCAAUCGAUGCUGCAUUUGCUGGUCAUAUUCGGGACUUUUCAUGUGUCGCUGGAAACAUUGAGCAAAAAGAGUUCACUUUUAAGAAGCAAAGCGUCAAGCCUGAAUUGAAAGACUCACUGCGAAGACUUUCUGAGCACCAGACAUCUCAAUCUGCCGUUCCAUCUUCGUUUGGCAACACAUGCCCAGUUAUAACAUCAGCUAAGACCUCUUCAAUGGUUUCAUCCGGACACCCAUCUGGAGACGUUUUUAGACACGGAGUCCCACCGCACUAUUCCUCAGCGUCCUCUCUAUCGACCCACUCCUCACAGUCUUUCUUCAACGGGAGCAUCUCCUCAGAAAACCUACAAACAGUUUCCCCAUGCAGAACUGGAGGAGGAGCGUUAUCCGCCUCGGCUAUGACGUCAUCGACGCCAUCUUUAUCUCAGAUGAGAUACUCCCCUACCGAGAAGACAUUCUCCCACGACCCUCGUAAGAAGCUCCUGGCAGCCAUGAGCUACGUCCACAUGCCUCCAGGGGUUGCCUGCUCCAUUUCACCGGUAUCUGUAGCUGCUAGCCUUAACUCGACCGUGAGUCCUUCAAGCGGCAGGAGCACGCCGUCAAAGUGCUCGGCAAGGAAGCGAUCGCUGGAGAUGCUACGAUUGGAGAACACGUCUAGCUACGUUGCAGAGAUACCUAAGAGAAGAGGUCACGUGGAUUUACUAACGGAUCCUUCGCUGUUAGACAGAGAGGAACGAGCUUUACAGCGAGCCAUGAAACAGUUCAAUGAAAUGGAGCAGAAGGAGAAACUAACCCCGACUGGCUCCCAGUCAAGCCCGAACAUGGACCCCCAGGCACAAGCCAGACGUCACCCAGGCCGUGUGCUGACCAGCAAACAGUCACCAACCUUCAGAUCAGGAAAGGGCCGUGGACGUAAAAUCAGACGUCUUAUGAGGAUUCAGCAGAAGUUCAAAGACGAUUUUUCGGUAUCGGCCUUGAAGGCCCGACGGAGUUUUUCACGAGAGAUGCGCCGUCUAACCAGCACCAUUAGCCGGCCGAGCUUCCAUGACUUCGUCCCCACAGUUCUCGAAGACAGAACCAGACAUUCUUUAGCAACCAGAUCUUCUGCAAGGGAACGAAAAGCUCCUUACCACAAAAACGCCCGCUACGAAAUGGAGAUAGAGAAAGAGGAGAGAAAAGUCCUAGAAAGGAAGAGACAUAAACGAUCUGUUAGUUGCUCUACGAGUGGGGACGAGGAGCCCAACUCACCGAAGACCAAGACGCCAUCUGGAAGAAGACGGAAGGGCAGUGAUGCCGUCUUCAAGACGUCUGGUGAUAAGACCAUCGUUGUGAAAGAAGAACCUCUCACGGAAUCCAAUGACGUGGUUCAACAAACCAAUCAGAUUGAAAUAAAACCUGAUCCUGCCCAAUUAGAGGGCUUGGUUAAUGAAGAGGGCGUGGCUAUGCAAAGCAGCAUGGAUAUGGACACGCCCCUUCAUGUGGUCCUCGAUCCCACCAAUCGAAUCAAAAUGAAGUUCAUGACGCCGUCUGCAUUUGAAAUGCAUCAGAAAGACUCUGGGAAGGAGAAUGACAGUGGGAAGAAGAAGCCGGGAGGCAAGAGGAAAUCUAAAACCAAGAAUGUUAGCUCUGCAGUCGUUGCCAUGGAAACAGAUGUACAGCAAGAAGAAAACCCCAUAGUCAAAACAGAGGUUGCUGAGUUAAGAACAACAGAGACUCCUCCACCUUUACCUGAACCGAUUCCAGUGAAGAUAGUGCGACCAAACCCCCCAUUCGAACUGAAACGUCUCAUGGUGAACAAGAAACUUGGUGAAACCGUCUUGCAUCGAGCGGCUCGACUCUCAUACGAUGAUGUAGCCGUUUACUGCAUAGAUUAUGACGUCAUAGAUAUUAAUGCUAAAGAUAAUGCUGGUUAUACGCCACUACAUGAGUGUUGUGUACACGGACGGCUAUCUGUAGCGCGGUAUCUGCUGGAGCAUGGUGCCGAUGUCAACGCGAGCGCAUCGGACGGGACACGGCCCAUUCACGAUGCUGUUGACAACAAUUGGUUGGAGUUAGUGCGCAUGCUCCUUGCCUACGGGGCGGAUCCAUUGAUAGCAACGUAUUCAGGCAGGACGACCAUUAAAUUGGCGCGAACUAAAGCCAUGAAGACAUUUAUCAUCGGCUACCUUCGCGAUGUCAACGGAGACUGGGAACUAGACGAGGAAGAUCCAUACCAAAGUAACCUGGAUUUAAGCUGGAGCCUUGACGGGGAAUAUUCUUUUGACGAACAUGACAAUGCAACGGUGGAUAUAUUUCAAGGUAUACCAGAUCAGAAGGUGAGGGAGGAAAGCUUCUUGCUAGAGAUGAGUGACACGCCGCAUCUUACAACCUACAACAUCCGUCUUGCUAAUACACAAAGAGCACGCAAUUGGUUGUUGUUGUCUGACGUCACGCGGCAGUUAGACACGUCACGCAUGGAGUUUUUAGCCUGUAACCGAACAUUACGUCGUGCUACCAUGACACGUCACGAUUUCAUCAUGGCAACAGAACACUCACAGUUAAACUGCGCACCGUCCUCAUUAAUGACGCAGACGUCUAGGAACUCGACUGUAGAGUUAUUGGAACUGACCAGUGAUCUGAGAAAUAUUCUUCAUAUUGAAGAGGAUUAUAUCUGAGUCUGGAACCAGACUCUCAAGAUGUGAAACUUUUUACCGACAACAUCUUGGUUGGAGUAAUCUCCAUGCAGAGGAUUUAUACUUGUUUGCAACAUACAACCGAGGAAAGUGUGUGUAUAACGGAGCGUUUUUGACAUCGUUGUUUCAGCUUCACUGGGAAAACAAAUAAACACUGCCAAAAAACCGUCCCCGAAUUCAGUACAUACGAUGUUGCGUGGUAACGGCGGCUUAUACAAAAACCAGCGUCGCCAGUCAAGACUAAUGGUACCCAAAAGGGACUUGAUGUGACAUCUGAUGACAGUACUAAAAGUUUAUAAAGGCCGACAUUAUACUGCCGCUAUACCAGCGUUAAGUAAGGUACUUUAAUAACAGAAAUUCUUUAAAUUAUAAUUUUGAAAUUGCUCAAACAUUAUUAUGUGUUUCAAAAUUGUAAACAUAUUAAGAUUGGGUUUUUUUCUGGGAAGGGAUUUGUUUUGCACCAUGUUUAUUCGAGAAUUGACAGCCGAUUUCCCUUUCCUCAUUUUCCGUUGUCACAAGGAAAUGUUUUAUGCUGAAAAUACUGCAUGGUUUUUCACUAGUUUUCCCUAAAUCGCACAAGGGAUGAAGCCCUCAUUUCCGCAGGUGUUAUUUUAUGUAUAUAUGGUCGAUUACUACACAGAACACGAACACUCUGCGACGUCCAUCCCUGAUAAAUGCCUUUAAAAGCACUGACCACUAUUGGUAAUUACUCAAAAUAAUUGUUAGCAUAAAAACUUACUUGGUAACUAGCAAUGGAGAGCUGUUGAUAGUAAAAAACAUUUUGAGAAACGGCUCCCUCUGAGGUAACCGGCUGUUUUGCAGUUAUCGAUCACUGGUAAACAAACGUUAGAUGGUAUCAUACAUAGUACAUUCGAUCAGUCGUCUGUUUACGUCAUUGGUUGGAACUGCAGUUUUUAUGCAAUUUUGGGUUACUUUCCCGAUGAGUUUUCCGACAAGUUUUACCAGAUACUUUCACAUCAUGAACGUUAUAAAUGCAAUGCUUUGUUUUCUUGUUACUUUUGUAAAAAUGUAAGAAUAGUCGUUUUGGGAAAAACAUUAAACUCGUCCACGAAAGGGACAUGUUCCACAAA